CAAUGAGACACCAUUCCUUGGGGAAACACUGAAGAUGUUCUACCGACCCGGCAAAGACGACCAUGGUCUCCCUCAUGACCCUUUCAAGGCCUGCGUGGUCCCCCGCCCCAUCGGCUGGAUAUCCACCCUCUCCCCCAGUGGCCACGCCAACCUUGCACCGUACUCGCAAUUCAACAACUUAACCUUCGACCCACCCUACGUGAUGUUCAGCGCGAAUCAAACCCCCACCGCGCAGCAAAAAGACACCGUCAAGAACACCGAAGCCACGGGCAAAUUCUGUUGGAACCUGGCUACGUAUGAUUUGCGUAAAGCUGUUAACAUCACCGCUGAGCAAACGGAGUACGGGAUUGAUGAGUUUGAGAGAGCAGGGUUGGCGAAGGUGGAUAGUAGGAUCAGUGAGGUCGAUGUGCAAGGGGAGAAGAGGAAGGUUCCGAUGGUGAGGGAUAGUCCUGUGCGGUUUGAGUGCGAGCAUUAUACUACUUUGCGACUGCCUGGCAAUCCGCCAGUUGGGUCCGUGGAUGUUGUGAUCGGGAGGGUGGUGGGUAUCCAUAUUGAUGAGCGGGUAUUGACGGAUGGGAAGAUUGAUAUCCAAAAGACUGGUGAGCUGCUGUUUGUUCGGUUCCUGCGUUACGAUAUACUGACACCGCCAGUGCCAAUUGCGCGAUGUGGAUACUAUGAGUAUGCGAUUAUCAGGGACGUAUUUGAGAUGACUGUUCCGGGGCUGUCUGAAGACGUGAUGGCGGGGUUGGAGGGAAAUAGUAAGAAGAUGCAGGCGGUACUUGGAAAGGACAAGGAAGAGAACGGGGUGAUGAGAGGCGAGGAUGCGGAGGUUGAGAGGAAAGACUGAGAACGUCAAACUGGACAUUGUGGCCGUAAAUUGAAAGCCAGAGGUAUACAGGUUGAAAGUCUUAAGACCUGUUUUUAGAAGAUUUUGCCUGAAGCCUGCGAUUUGCCAAAUCUUGUGAUUUUCCGUCCAUUUUCAUCAAUGAAUU
Molecule: messenger RNA, 992 nt
Organism: Macroventuria anomochaeta
Lineage: Eukaryota; Fungi; Ascomycota; Dothideomycetes; Pleosporales; Didymellaceae
Exons: 2
Coding region: 35-847 (270 amino acids)
Molecular function (GO): FMN binding
Source: RefSeq, a predicted model, not a curated record